AUGACUGUCGAUGUGACGGUUAGGAGUGGCAUGACCAGUGAACAUUCGCUAUCGGCUUACAGCUCUCAGCCGAGUAAAACCACCCCGACUGGUACUCCGAACACGUUACCAACACUUCAACAGUUGCUUCAGGAACCAUAUCGCCCAGUUUACAUGAAUAAAGCUCGUUAUAUGGCUGUCACGAUGAUGACUGCUUUCUCGAAGUAUUCGUUCGAGGAACUUCGAUUGGCUUACUUCAGGGAUGCCAUUCUCAAAGAGUCGAUUAAAACGAGUCAAAGAGCAGAUGGA
This is a messenger RNA of Anisakis simplex (herring worm), 288 nucleotides long. Lineage: Eukaryota; Metazoa; Nematoda; Chromadorea; Rhabditida; Anisakidae. The record is from the annotation of a GenBank genome assembly.